ACCCGCGGGUGAACGGGCUCCUUCCCCGCCGGGCCGGGCAGCACCGCCUUCGCUGACGUCAGCGCCGCCAACGGCGGGGGCUGUGGGUAGCGACGGGCUGCCAGCAGGCUGACGGUGAGCCGGCCAUGAGAGGCAGGCCGCAUAGGCCUCGGCUGUGGUGCGUCUGUCUGCUGCUCUGGGCCGCCCGCGAUGCAGCACACGGGUCGACGGUUCGGACCAACAGCACGAACACGACGGCGGCGGCGGCGACGGCGACGCAGGGAGAUAAGGCGAGGACGGACGGCGCCUACAACGCGGUGCCCAGCACCGAGCAGACCAUGAUGAUCCAGCGGGCGCUCUGCGUGCUGGUUGUGGUCACGGCCCUAGUCGUGGUCUACUUCGUGGUGAGGACCAUCAGGAUGAGGAGGAUUAACAGAAAAAACCGGAAGUAUGGAGUACUGAAAACAGAUCUAGAAAACAUGGAAAUGAGACCAUUAGAUCAGGAAGAUGAUGAAGAGGAUGAAACAUUAUUUGAUGUACAUCAUUCAAGAAGGUAGAUGAGAUGAAUCUUACUAUACGUUCUGCAAGAAAGCCAAACGUGCAUAGAAGUUUCCUGGCACCAUCUGCUUCCUGCUCUGAAGAACCAGCUGUAUAUCUGUAUGGUGUAUAGCUAUGUACUUUGUUAUUGUACAGUAGUUUUGUAGCCCUAAUACUUUAAUGAAAAUACACUAUUUUAAUAAGGUAAAAUAUAUUUCUGGUGUAAAUGAGAGUUGGUAAUUGUUUUUUUUAUUUUUAUUUAUCAAAAUUGGCAAUUAUCUUCAAAACUCUUUUCCAGUUCCCUUGUAUGUAUAUCAUUAUUCACUUUUUGAUUGAAGGAAUAUGAAAUAGAUUAAAAAAUCAUAUCUGUAUUUUCUGAUUCAAAUAUUGAUACUAUUUUUAAAAUUGGAAUCAGAGUGCCAAUAUAAUAAUUGCUUGGUUACAAAAUUUUUAAUAAUUGUCUGCUGUAAGAUUUUAAUAUCAAUUACUCUAUCUUGCAAUUCUUGCUAAUUAUACACUAAUUGUUAAAAUGUUGGAUUACAUUUUAAUAAUGUAGAUAUAGCAUGUCAGUAUAUUCUAUAAAGACACAAAGCUCAUAUUUUGUAAAAAGUAUGCAAUGCAAGGAAGUGUUUACAAAAUAUCUGAAAGAUCUUGAUUUUUUUUUCCCUUUUUCAAAAGGGAACUUGAAAGCUUAAGAUUGUUGCUUGUUGAUCAAUGUUUUUCAAUUCACUUAGGAUGCUUAUUUUUUUGGCAAAUGAUGGUGGUGUUUCUAGCUAAGUUAUUAAUUGAAUAAUAGCACUUUGGGAAUGUUUCAAAGUAAAAAUUAAAGGACCAUUUUUGUGUUAUAUUACUGCUAAUUAAUAGCAUGAUGAUUGAUGAUACAGAUGCCUUUGACUCAAAUAAAAGCCAGCAAUUUUGUAUCACCACA
This is a messenger RNA of Mobula hypostoma (lesser devil ray), 1444 nucleotides long. RefSeq names its product membrane protein FAM174A-like. Lineage: Eukaryota; Metazoa; Chordata; Chondrichthyes; Myliobatiformes; Myliobatidae. The coding region runs from base 126 to 536 and encodes 136 amino acids. The transcript is spliced from 3 exons. The record is from RefSeq and is a predicted model, not a curated record.